AAUCUAAUUAUACAAUUUAUUUAGCUUAGAAAAACCGUUGUGAUGUCAAAAUUUCAACGUGUCAUGAGAGUAGUGGCUCCUUGGAAAGUUGACAAAAACAAAAGGCUUUCAGUUUCAGUUUGAGACUUCACAGUGUGGAUAAGAUUUUCUCUUUUCUUUUUCACUUUUCUGCAACAAAAACCUUAGAAACCAAAUGAGGGUCAUCACUGAAACUUGUCCUCCCAUGGUGGACACCUUCUGAAUUUGCCUCUUCUCUUUGUGUUUUGUGUUGAUUAUUUGGCAGCUCUCACUUCUUUGUCCUUCUCAUCAUCAUUCACUCAGUGCUGUGAGAGAAAAGCAACUGUGUCUUCAUCAACUCAUCGUUUCUUUGUCUCUUCAAGUUCUGAAGUCUUCGGUUUUAGGACCAUUUUGUCGUACCAUUAUGGGGGUGUUCGAGCUUCUAGUUCCUCAUCCAAAAUGGUUGUCCAAUGCAUGUCUUCUGCCACAGAUGCUCCUACUGUUUCUGAGACAAAGUUAAAUUUCCUUAAGGCAUAUAAGCGACCAAUCCCAAGUAUCUACAACACUGUUCUGCAGGAGCUCAUUGUGCAGCAACAUUUGAUGAGAUAUAAGAGAUCGUAUCGCUAUGACCCUGUGUUUGCUCUUGGUUUUGUCACUGUUUAUGAUCAACUCAUGGAAGGGUAUCCUAGUGAUGAGGACCGAGAUGCUAUCUUCAAAGCAUAUAUUAAUGCUUUGAAUGAAGAUCCUGAACAAUACAGAAAAGAUGCUCAAAAGUUGGAAGAGUGGGCGAGGGCUCAAAACCUAACUUCCCUUGUUGAGUUUUCAUCCAAAGAUGGAGAAAUUGAGGGGAUCUUGAAGGACAUAGCAGAAAGAGCAGGAAAGGGGGAUUUCAGCUACAGUCGUUUCUUCGCAGUAGGACUAUUUCGUCUUCUUGAGUUAACAAACGCAACAGAGCCAACAAUUUUGGAAAAGCUCUGCGCAGCUUUAAACAUCAACAAAAAAAGUGUUGAUCGGGACUUGGAUGUGUAUCGGAAUCUGCUUUCCAAGUUGGUUCAAGCAAAGGAGCUGCUAAAGGAAUACGUUGACAGGGAGAAGAAGAAAAGAGAAGAAAGAGCUGAACCCCAAAAGGCUAAUGAGACCAUUACAAAGUGUUUGGGACAACAACUGUCUGGUCAGCAGCUAUGGUCUUAUGAAAAUAACAUCUACUGAUAAUUCGGUGUCCUUGACAAUUUCUGGUUAUGCAGAGUUUGGAUAAUCAGUAGAGGCAACUCAAUCGAGUUUCGAUAUGCAUAUUUUAUUAUGUGUAAAUUUGUAAUAUUCUGUGUUGGUGAUCAACAUGAAAUCCUUGUAUCACCUAGAGUCAACCAUUGUUAAUUCCAAAAUCCAACACGAUUUACAUGUAUUAGUUUUCUCCUCAUGAUAACAGACUAUUCUCUAUUUUUUACAUUUCAGUAUAUACAUAUACUCACCUUUCAUUUCAUGUA
This is a messenger RNA of Arachis ipaensis, 1481 nucleotides long. RefSeq names its product protein THYLAKOID FORMATION1, chloroplastic. Gene Ontology annotation, cellular component: chloroplast thylakoid. Lineage: Eukaryota; Viridiplantae; Streptophyta; Magnoliopsida; Fabales; Fabaceae. The record is from RefSeq and is a predicted model, not a curated record. Gene Ontology annotation, biological process: photosystem II assembly; thylakoid membrane organization; protein import into chloroplast thylakoid membrane.